Ceratosolen solmsi marchali is the source of this 3388-nucleotide messenger RNA. It is a transcript of the gene Wdr33, whose product is annotated as WD repeat domain 33. Gene Ontology annotation, molecular function: protein binding. The transcript is spliced from 9 exons. Gene Ontology annotation, biological process: mRNA 3'-end processing. The coding region runs from base 178 to 3279 and encodes 1033 amino acids. The record is from RefSeq and is a predicted model, not a curated record. NCBI's taxonomy places the organism in Eukaryota, Metazoa, Arthropoda, Insecta, Hymenoptera, Agaonidae. Gene Ontology annotation, cellular component: mRNA cleavage and polyadenylation specificity factor complex.
AAUUGGAAAUCUAUUUUAACCUCUUCGAUAUCAUUAAUUCUCUCAGUCUGUAUAUACUAUAAUUACUUAUGGAAUUGUAAUCUCAGCUUACUUUGUUUCCUAAAUAGAGGAUUCUUAGAAUUAUUGAAAAUAUUCAAUACUACUAGAAAAUAAAAGUUAAAUAGUUAUAAUAUUAACAUGUCGUUAAAUACGGCUUUUACAAAUCCUCCUCCUUCUAUUAGUCUUCCAAAUAUGUCGGUUCCACCACCAGCGGCUCCCAAUUUUUCUGCUCCACCUCCAGCAUUAACAAUGAUAAAUACAUCACCAAAUUAUCAAUCUCGUUAUCCUAAUCACAGAGAGAUAAAUCGAGGAUUUUUCAAACCAUUCAGACCAUAUCAUGCUCCUAAAUUGAUUUCCGGUAGUCAAGAAACUUUACAAGAUGAAUUUGAUGGCAAAAGACUACGGAAAUCAGUAAUGCGUAAAACUGUUGAUUAUAAUUCAUCAAUUAUUAAGACAUUAGAGAAUCGAAUUUGGCAACGUGAUUAUAGGGAUAGACGAGCUCUUCAACCAGACGUUAUAUAUUAUCCCGAUCUUUUACCUCCUCCUAGUUAUAUUGAUAAUCCAAUAAAUGCAGUGACAACUAGAUUUGUAAAGACUGCAACGAAUAAAAUGCGAUGUCCUAUAUUUUGUAUGGCAUGGACACCUGAAGGACGACGUCUAGUAACAGGAGCUUCUAGUGGAGAAUUUACAUUAUGGAAUGGUCUGACAUUUAAUUUUGAAACUAUACUUCAAGCCCAUGAUAGCCCUGUUAGAACAAUGGUAUGGUCACAUAAUGAAAGCUGGAUGGUGACUGGUGACCAUGCAGGAUAUGUUAAGUAUUGGCAAAGUAAUAUGAAUAACGUUAAAAUGUUUCAAGCACACAAAGAAGCAAUUAGGGGACUAAGUUUCAGUCCAACAGAUCAUAAAUUGGCUACUUGCAGUGACGAUGGUACUGUACGAAUAUGGGAUUUUUUACGUUGCCAUGAAGAACGAAUUCUACGAGGCCAUGGAGCUGAUGUUAAAUGUGUCCACUGGCAUCCUCAAAAAAGUCUUGUUAUUUCGGGUAGUAAAGAUAACCAGCAACCAGUAAAACUCUGGGAUCCAAAAAGUGGUCAUUCUUUAGCUACACUUCAUGCACACAAAUCCACAGUCAUGGAUGUUAAGUGGAAUGAAAAUGGCAAUUGGCUUGUGACAGCAUCUCGUGAUCAUUUACUUAAGCUUUUUGAUUUACGAAAUUUAAGUCAAGAAGUUCAAACAUUUCGAGGACACAAGAAGGAGGCCUCUAGUGUUGCAUGGCAUCCAAGUCAUGAAGGUCUAUUUUGUAGUGGCGGAAGUGAUGGAGCUAUUCUAUUUUGGCAUGUUGGUGCGGAUAAAGAGGUGGGUGCAAUAGAGCAAGCGCACGAUAGUAUAGUUUGGACUUUAGCUUGGCAUCCGCUUGGUCAUAUAUUAUGCUCAGGUAGCAAUGAUCAUACCUCGAAAUUUUGGACCAGAAAUAGGCCUGGUGAUUUGAUGAGAGAUAAAUAUAAUCUCAAUACAUUACCUGCCGGAGCAGGUGGAAUUGAUGAUCACGAAGUCGCCGAUGAAGCAGCAGUUAUUCCUGGGAUGGGACCCGAAGAUCGAAUAAAUAUUGAUGGCGAGCAAGAGGAUAAACAUGGUGAAAUACCAGGUCUUGACCUUGAUCAUAGCAUUGAUGAGAGUAAAAAAUUAGCAAGUAAAAAAGUACCAUAUAGUAAACCAAUACCGCGCAAUUUCCAAGCUCAGUGGAAUGAAAUGGAAGCUGAAGAUUUGGAACAGGUUGAGGCAUUAAAUGCUAUAGUUAAUCAGUUGAUUGAAACGACGCCAGGUGCAGUACCUCUGAAUGACGUAACACCUAAUGCGAUUAUUUUAUAUGGAAAAAUGAUUCCUGUUGAAUCUGGAUCUAAAUUAGCAGAAGCUAUAUCCAAAGGUGCUGACGCUAUAAAUAAGUUGGUGCAAUCUGGAGAAAUCGAAGAAUUACGUGAUAUUAUAGAAUUGCAAGAGCAACAAGAAGAAAUUGAAGACUAUCUUCUAGAUGAUGGUGAAAUUGAUUAUUCCAAAGUUCCUGAUAUUGAUUUGCCAGCUCCAUUAGCAAGCUCAAAAUUUGCUCAAAAUCCUGAAUUGCUAAAAGCCUUAAAUCGAGGAGGGAAACGUAAAUUUGAUCAAUUAAUAGGGUGGAGUGAUGGAGGUUCAAUUGAUAGAAUGUCUAAAAUUCAUCAACCAGUUUUUAGUGGAGCAUUUACAGAAGAUUCACAGACAAGUGAUAGUGAUCUUAAGUAUGGAAGUAGCAGCUCUGAGAGAUUAUUAAAAGAUAAUUAUACAGAUAAUUAUAAUGAAGAUUACAGGAGAAAUCCGUUAGAAGUUGUAAGAAGCAAUAGAGUUGAAGAACAGGAUUUGAGGCUUAAUUCUAGUGGAUUAGGAAGAUCUACUGAAUCACAUGAAGAAUUAGAUUUAAAAACUAAUUUUUAUGAUAACGAUUUUAGAUUAUUGCAUAAUUCUUUCUCCGAAACAAGCACAUUCACACAGCGAGACGAAGAGAAUAGAUUGCUUUGGGACGAGGAGAAUCGUAAUUCCAGAAAAAUAGAUGGUAGUAGUUCCCAGGGUAAUUUUGAUAAGCGUGAUAUAUCAGGAAAUUCGUAUAAUGGAACUAGUUUGUCGCAUUCAACAAGUCAUCAUAAUAUGCAAAAUAUUAAUCCAAAUAUGCCACCACCUGGAAUUUCUCCAUAUUCAAAUCUUUCUCAACAUCCUUCCAAAAUAAGUUUACAUUCAAAUAUAGAAGGUCCUUUAUCCCAAAUGAUAUCCCAUCACAAUAUACCACCUCCAUUUCGGCCUAAUGGCCCUCCGCCACAAAUACCUAAUACUUUUGGACCUACAAAUUUUAGGACCCAACAAAAUGGUAAUUUUGCUCCAAAUAUUCAUUUUCGACAAUUAAGCCUUUUUCCCACACAAGGGCAUUUUAAUAACUUUUCUGGACCACCACCUAACUUUAGACCAAUAAAUUCAAAUUUUGAUAGAAAUAGUUUUGGUGGAUCUAACUUUAGAGGACAAAGUCCAACUCAACAAUCUGGUGGAACUUCAAAUAAUUAUAAUUCCAAUUUUGGAAGUUUUUCAGGAAAAACUGGACCUAAUCGUAAUACUUCUAUAAUUAGAACAUCAAAUGACACUAAUCGAAAUAACUUCAAUAAUCGUGGUCGUGGAAGAGACAAUGAUCAAUUAAGAGGGCCUCGAGGGCGAGAAAAUUAUUGAUGGGCAAACAGAAUACUUAAUAUUACAUUUAUAUUUGCGUACAAUACCAUAUUGGUAUAAAUUGGUAACUUUUGAAAUAAUACAGUAUUAAUAUAUUAAUUUACAUGUA